GGGGUCCCGGCGAAAAUUGGGGGUCCCGGCCCGGACUAGGGGUCCUGGCCCGGAUUGGGGGAUCCCUGUGGGUGCAGCCCCCUCAGGGCAGUGCAGCGUUUUGGGGGGUCCCUGUGGGUGCAGCCCCCUCAGGGCAGUGCAGGGUUUUGGGGGUCCCUGUGGGUGCAGCACUUAGAGGGAAGUGCAGGAUUUUGGGGGUCGCCUUGGGUGCAGCCCGUGGAGGGGAGUACAGGAUUUUUGGGGCUCCCCUUGGAUGCAGUGCAGGAUUUUGGGGUCCCAUUGGGUGCAGCCCUUAGAGGGGAGUGCAGGAUUUUGGGGUCCCCCUUGGUGCAGCCCUUGGGGUCGCUCUGCAGAACUCGGGGCCCCCCGGGGGUGUCGCCUCCCAGGGGUUUUUGGGGUCCCCCCGAGGUGUUCCCUUUGAGGGGGGGGUGCUGCUGGGUUUCGGGGUUCAUUCACCUGUGGUAACGGGGUUUGGGGGUCCCCAAAUUAAUCACUGCAGGAGAGGGUCCUCAGGAGGUCUGGGGGGCUUUGGCACCCCCAGAAAUCGGGGGGGGUUCUUGGGGUGCCCCCAGGAGCCCCUGGCUUGGGGUGUCUCUGAGGAACCCCAUUUUUGGGCUGACACUGAAGACCCCGUUUUGGGUUAACCCUGAGCCCCAGCGGUUUGGGGGUGACCCCAAGACCCCCUCCCACUUGAGGCGCCCCCAAAGCCCCCUGGAUUUUGGGGUGACCCCUGCAAGCCCCUUUUCGGGGUGACCCCAAGCACCGCCACACUUGGGAGUUCCCCAAACCCCGCUUUUGCCGUAUCCCCAAGACACCCCCAUUUCUGAGUACCCCCCUGACCUCCUCCCAUUUCUGGGGUGACCCUGAGGACCCCCCGUUUUUGGGGGUGACCCGCUGGCUGUUUUCGGGGUGCCUGGGGCCAUGGCGUGGGCGCUGAAGCUGCCGCUGGCGGACGAGGUGAUCGAGUCGGGGCUGGUGCAGGAUUUCGACGCCAGCCUCUCGGGCAUCGGGCAGGAGCUCGGCGCUGGCGCCUACAGCAUGAGCGACGUCCUGGCUCUGCCCAUCUUCAAGCAGGAGGAGUCCAGCCUGCCCCCCGAGAGCCAGGACAAGCUGCUGCCCUUCCAGUACGUGCUGUGCGCCGCCACCUCGACCGCCGUCAAGCUGCACGACGAGACCCUCACCUACCUCAACCAAGGUCAAUCCUAUGAGAUCCGGAUGUUGGACAACAGGAAGCUCGGGGAGCUGCCCGAGAUCAACGGGAAGCUGGUCAAGAGCAUCUUCCGGGUGGUUUUCCACGACCGGCGGCUGCAGUACACGGAGCACCAACAGCUGGAGGGCUGGAGGUGGAACAGACCUGGCGACAGGAUCCUGGACAUAGAUAUCCCGAUGUCCGUGGGGAUCAUCGACCCCCGCGCGAACCCCACGCAGCUCAACACCGUGGAGUUCCUGUGGGACCCCUCCAAGAGGACCUCGGUCUUCAUCCAGGUGCACUGCAUCAGCACGGAGUUCACGCUGCGCAAGCACGGCGGCGAGAAGGGCGUUCCCUUCCGCGUGCAGAUCGACACCUUCCGGGAGAACGAGAGCGGCGAGUACACCGAGCACCUGCACUCCGCCAGCUGCCAGAUCAAGGUCUUCAAGCCCAAAGGAGCCGACCGGAAGCAGAAGACGGACCGGGAGAAGAUGGAGAAGCGAACGCCGCACGAGAAGGAGAAGUACCAACCCUCGUACGAGACCACCAUCCUGACCGAGUGCAGGUGCAGCCCAGGUGCCCCUGAGCUCACCUGGCUCCCCAGUGUCCCCAGUGACCCGUGUCUGUCUGUCCCUCUGUCCCUCUGUCCCUCUGUCCCCAGCAGCGGGUCCCCGAGCCACCAGCCCGACCCCCCCGCGCCCCUGGCUGACACGCUGCUGCCCACCUGGAGCCCGCAGGAGGCUCAGCAGUGGCUGCACCGCAACCGCUUCUCCACCUUCUCACAGCUCUUCAGGAACUUCUCCGGGGCAGACCUGCUGAAGCUGACGCGGGAGGAUGUGAUCCAGAUCUGCGGCCCCGCCGACGGCAUCCGGCUCUUCAACGCCCUCAAGGGCAGGAUGGUGCGGCCCCGCCUGACCAUCUACGUGUGCCAGGAGUCGCAGCAGGUGAGGGAGCCCCAGCACGAGCACGAGGACGGCGAUGGAGGCAGCGGCACCUUCUUUGUGUACCACGCCGUGUACCUGGAGGAGCUGACGGCGGCCGAGCUGGCGGAGAAGCUGGCGCAGCUGUUCCGCGUGCCCGCCCAGCACAUCCAGCACAUCUACAAACAGGGCCCCACGGGCAUCCACGUGCUGGUCAGCGACCAGAUGAUCCAGAACUUCCAGGAUGAAUCCUGCUUCGUCCUGGACACCCUGAAAGCCGAAACCAACGACAGCUACCACAUCAUCCUGAAGUGAGGGACAGGUGAGGGACAGGUGAGGACCACCUGCAGCCUCUCUGCACACCUGGACACCCUCCACUCCCAGCACGAGGACACAGCAGAGAUUUGGGAGCCCCCAGGUGUGCUCAGCUGGCCACUCCCCCUCGAAAGGAACACCUGGACACCUUCUGGAGACCCCUCAGGUGUGCUCACUUGGCCACCCCCCCUCAAAAGGAGCAUCUGGAAAGCCCGCAGGUGUGCUCACCUGGCCAUCCCCCUCAAAAGGAACACCUGGAAACCCUUUGGAGACCCCUCAGGUGUUGUUACCUGGCCACCCCCCCUCGAAAGGAACACCUGGAAACCCUUUGGAGAGCCCCCAGGUGUGGUCAUUUGUCCACCCCCCCUCGAAAGGAACACCUGGACACCUUCUGGAGACCCCACAGGUGUGCUCACCUGACCACCCCCCUCAAAGAGAACACCUGGAAAUGCUCUGGAGAGCCCCCAGGUGUGGUCACCUGGCCACCCCCUCGAAAGGAGCACCUGGAAACCCUUUGGAGACCCCACAGAUGUUGUUACCUGGCCACCCCCCCUCAAAGAGAACACCUGGAGAGCCCCCAGGUGUGCUCACUUGGCAGCCCUGCCCACAGGUGGCUCCUGGCAUGGACAGGAUGCUCCUCUGCUGCCGCUCUGGGGCACCAGGUGUGCCCCCACCUGGGACAGGCGUUGCCUCCAGGUGGGUGCAGGUGUGACGUGAUCUCAUAAGGACAUCAAGAAUUCCAGAUUUAAUUAUGGAAAAUGGGAAGAUAAAGGGAUAACUCGGGGUGGGGGGGAGGGGAGGGGGCAUUGCUGGCUGUUUUGGGGAGAAAAGCAAAGAUUUGGCUCUUUCUGCUGGAUAUGUGAAGUGAUUGAAGCGGCUCUGGGCAGGUGUCCAGGUGAGGGAUCUGCCCAGGUGUGGGAGGUUGAUCCCCAGAUCCCUCAGACCUGGAUGCUCCAGGUAAUACCAGCCUCAGCCCAUCAGGUGUUUCAGGCAAAAAAACCCAGAAAAAAAGACAAUAAAACCCAAGGAUUUGAUUUAAAUAAA
Molecule: messenger RNA, 3468 nt
Organism: Camarhynchus parvulus
Lineage: Eukaryota; Metazoa; Chordata; Aves; Passeriformes; Thraupidae
Gene: TFCP2
Product: transcription factor CP2
Exons: 15
Coding region: 922-2424 (500 amino acids)
Biological process (GO): positive regulation of transcription by RNA polymerase II
Cellular component (GO): nucleus
Molecular function (GO): RNA polymerase II cis-regulatory region sequence-specific DNA binding; DNA-binding transcription activator activity, RNA polymerase II-specific
Source: RefSeq, a predicted model, not a curated record